GGUAGAGUGGUAGCAUGCAGGAGGCCCUGGGUUCAAUCCUUAGUGACACACAYACAAAAAAAAGCCACAAAAUAUUGUUUCAAGACUCUGUAAAUCAAAUGCUCUCAUCAAAAUUUUUAAUAGUAAUAUUUCUUUUGGGAAAGCCAUAGUUAAAAGUUUGAGACAGAGAAAGGUGAUGAAACACUGUCUCUGAGUCUUGCAAACAUCUUUAAUAAAAAUACUCUAUUAGUUUAAAUAAAACUGAGAACAUAAACUAGAUCAAAGUUUCAAGACUUAUGUCAUAACAAUAAUGCUUUUAUAAUAAUUAUUAUUUCCCUAUGAUGUUUCAUAUUUACUUUAUGUAUGCCAAAAAUACAACAAAAAGGAAAAGAAAUCCCUGKAAACAAAAAGAAUAUAUAGUAAGGUUGCAGGAUACAAGGUUAAUAUAUAAAAUUCAAUCACUUUCCUAUAUACCAGUAAGGAAUGAGUGGAAAUUGAGAAGCAAAACUUGAUACCAUUUACAUUAGCACUCCCUAAAAGUAAAAUACUUAGAGCUUGUUCUUCUGCCCCUUGGUGUACGUGUGUUCUUUCUUGGGGAUCAAACCUAAAGGCCUCACAUGUUAGGCAACUGCUUACCAAUGAGCUACACUUCAAUUUAAUACUUARGUACAAUCUCAUCUUAGGUUACAAAUCUAAGUAUGUAUAAAAGCAAAACUACAAAACUCUGAUGAAAGUCAUCAACUAAAAAAUACAGUAUAUUCCAUGUUCAUGAAUAAAACAAAUAUUGUCAUUGUAAUUUUUCCCAACUGAUCAAUCCCAAUCAAAAUCUCAGCAAGUUAUUUUGUGGAAAUUGRCAAACUGGUUUAAAGUUUAUAUGGAGAGGAAGAAAAUCUAGCUAAUACAAUGUAGAAUAAAAACAAAGUCAAAGGACAGUCACUACCUGACUUUAAUAAUCAUGACUAUGUAGUAAUUAGUACCACAUUGGUAGCCUUUAUUAAAAACAGUAUGGCGUUUCCCCACACACAAAAAAAUUAAAAAUAGAAUGACUGUAUGAUUCAACAAUCCUACUAGUGAGUAUAUAUCCAAAGGUACGAAAUCAGUGUCAAAGACAUCUGUUACCAUGUUGAUUGCAGCAUUAUUUACAAUAGCCAACAUAUAGACUAAAUCAACUUGUGUUGAUAUAUCAGCAGAUGAAGAAAGAAAAUGGGGUUUAUAUACACAAUGAAAUACUAUUAAGCCUUAAAAAAAAAAAAAAGGAAAUCCUAUCAUUUGUGAUAAGAAUGAACCUGGAAGACAUUAAGUGAAAUAAGCCCAGCAUAGAUGAUUUCACUUAUAGAGAGARAAAAAAAUCAAAUUUAUGUAGACAGCAAACUGGUGGUUACUAUAGGUUAAGCGAUGGGACAAUUGUGGUGAURCUAGUUAAAGACCAAAAUUACAGUUACAUAGGAAGAAAUGAGUUCAAGAGAUAUUUUUUAUCUCAUGGUGACUAAACAAUAUACUGAUAUAGUUGAAAACUGCUGACAGUGUUCUUGUUACAAAAUAAAAUGGUAUAUAUGUGUGAUAUAUGCUAAGUAACUUGAGUUAGCCAUUUUCAAUGGAUACACUUACCAAAAUAUCAUGUACAUCAUAAAUACAAAAUUUUUGCCAACUGAAAUGAUUUUUAAAAUACACUGCUGUAACACCAAAAAAAUAAAUGAAUGUGUGGAACAGAAUGGAGAGACAACAGACCCACCUAGAUACAAAGGAGCAAAGACAGUUCAGUGGAGAAAAUAGUCUUUUCAACAAAGGGUGCUGGACCGGACAUCACAUGCAAGAAAAAGUGAAAUGAGAAAGGCUCUCUUGAAAGGUUGCUAUGAACAUCAACUGUUGACAGGAACAAAAAUGUGCCCAGCUAGUUGUUUUGACACUUAUUUUCACAUAAAUACAAUGAGUGCACCUCUAUAUCUCUAAGUCCCCAUCUGCAUGUUUCACAAGACAUAAAUUCAUGUCAGUCACUCCAUCACUCUGGUCCCGUCAAUCCUCAGUAGGGUGCGAUAUUGAAGGGGUCUUCAGAGACCAGAAUUUUCAUGAUUAUGACUCCAAAACAUUCAGGAAUGACAAAAGGUAAAUAUAUACACUAACAUAAAAGUAGGCAAUCCGGUUUAUACAUAUUUAUCUUCACUCCAUUUCUAUGAUUCACAGUCCAUUCAACAAAUUUCAACCAACCCAAAUCCCAGAACUUUCUUUAGUUCACAUAGAUGAACAAAGCCAAAAUUCAGACUAUUUUGUCCGUGGCUUAGGAAUACCUACUGUAAAUUAUUGUAGGUUAGUCCACUUUUAUGAGUGCAUAACCUAAAGCAGAUGGUUGAAAUGUCUGCUUUUCAAGAAGGGUUAUUUAAUGUAUCAUUUAGAUUACCCUGCAGAAAUGUCAUGGUUUGUUUUCCUGAAUAGCUGCUGAGCUUGCUUUUAACUGACAAACAUGGUUAGGUUAACUUCAACGUUGGUGAGAUUCACAUGUACUAGUUUCACAUAUCUGUAAUAACAGUACUUUGAGCCUAUUUUCCAGUAAUUAAGACUUUAAGCCAUUGCAAAUUCAAAUAUGAGAACCUUGUCACUAAGAAACAGAGAAAACCAUUCUCCCUUUUACAGUUUUGCCUCUUUUUACACUAGGAAACAAGUCAGCUGACAAACUGAGGUGUUCCGCCUCAUCAAAAUGCAUUUCAGCCCAAGCUUGAGCAGCAAGGACCUCCAGAAAACUCUCCCUGUCGGGCUUCUGGACUCCUCAGCCAUCUUCCCUGUUUCCAAAUAGUGAGUUGGUUAGCAGUUGGUUAGCAACUGCCUUCUGAGGACCUUCCAUUUCCCACAUGAUCAAAAUAUAGAUCCCCCUGAGCCACCACUGCCCACAGGAAUAUGCCUGGGGUCUCCAGCCACAAGAGACACUUUAGAACACACUGCAGGACACCUACCAUCUGUAUACAGGUUCACACUGUGUGGACAGGUUUAUGUAUAGGUGCCAAGGGAGACUUCACUAGCUCAACAAAGCUUGAUACCUUUACUAGUGUCACACUGUCAUAAGCAACAGGUGAUACAAAGGAGCCUGAUCUAACUAAAGGCAACCCCUACAACACAUACUGCAAAACAGGACAGGAAAAAAGGUCAUUCUGGGCCAACAAAAUUAGAGAAAGGUAAACAAUCCUAGUUAGUUUUCUCAUCUAAAAACCAGUGACGUAAUUCCUGUUACAGCAUUGAGGGAGAAAUUAGAAGAUAGUGCUAGCAGAAACAAACUCAAGACAUGGUAGGCUAGGCAUUCUAAACCAAAUUCUGUCUAAACUGACAGGAACAUGUUCAUACCAGGACUCUUGUUCCUASACUGUUCAGCCAGGCUAGGAAGGUGGAGGCAAAGAGGGUCAGGCAGGGGCGGGUCCCUGGGCGGGACAGGCACUCAAGUGAGGCCAAGGCCUGGAGACAGCCAGUUCCUGGUGGUUGUUGGGCAGCUCAAGACAGCUCCCUGCCUCACCAGCCAUGGUCCUCCCUCUGGCCUGGAUCACUCAGUACUGUCGCCUUCGCCUCCUAUUGCCCUUCUGGGUCCUGGGCCCCCAAGGAUCCCAAGGGCGCUAUUUCCAGAAUCCCAAAAAAAGCAUGGAAGAACAGACCAGCUCCUCAGUUGGUGGGAAGAUGAGGUCACCUGCCAGGGAACCUUGGCCCCACCACAAAGCUGAGCUGACUCAAGCUGAAGAGUUGCUGGAGCAGCAGCUGGAGGUGUACCAGGCCCUACUGGAAGGGCAGGAGGGAGCCUGGGAAGCCCAGGCCCUAGUGCUCAAGAUCCAGAAGCUGAAAGAACAGAUGAAGAGACACCAAGAGAACCUGAGAGGACAUGCCUAAGCUUCCCACAAGUGCCCGCAUAACCCUCCAAAACCAGAAAUACUGCCCAGCACCCUGCAAUGGGCCCUUUCAGAAACAUUCCAGCCCACCAAAAAAUGAAGACAACUCUACAAGGGUCCAAAAAACUGGAAAGUAGUUGAGGAGCCAUGGCCU
Messenger RNA from Urocitellus parryii (Arctic ground squirrel), 3993 nucleotides. It is a transcript of the gene Mccd1, whose product is annotated as mitochondrial coiled-coil domain 1. Lineage: Eukaryota; Metazoa; Chordata; Mammalia; Rodentia; Sciuridae. The record is from RefSeq and is a predicted model, not a curated record.